Messenger RNA from Aspergillus clavatus NRRL 1, 1185 nucleotides. Its product is annotated as GSK family serine/threonine-protein kinase. Gene Ontology annotation, cellular component: cytoplasm. The record is from RefSeq and is a predicted model, not a curated record. Gene Ontology annotation, biological process: protein phosphorylation; signal transduction. The transcript is spliced from 7 exons. NCBI's taxonomy places the organism in Eukaryota, Fungi, Ascomycota, Eurotiomycetes, Eurotiales, Aspergillaceae. Gene Ontology annotation, molecular function: protein serine/threonine/tyrosine kinase activity; ATP binding; protein serine/threonine kinase activity. The coding region runs from base 1 to 1185 and encodes 394 amino acids.
AUGUCACAGAAUAGAUCUGGGGUAUUUUCGAACCUGCGCAUGGGCGAAGUCGUCCGCGAGAAGGUCCAGGAUGGACUGACCGGGGAGACCAAAGAGAUCUCGUAUACACAAUGCAAAAUUGUGGGCAAUGGGUCGUUCGGUGUGGUCUUUCAAACGAAAAUGAUGCCGAGCGGCGAGGAUGCUGCCAUCAAAAGGGUCCUUCAAGACAAGCGUUUCAAAAACCGUGAGUUACAAAUCAUGCGGAUCGUCCGUCAUCCCAACAUUGUAGAAUUGAAAGCUUUCUACUACUCGAAUGGCGAGAGGAAGGAUGAAGUGUAUCUGAACCUCGUUCUCGAAUACGUACCAGAGACCGUUUAUCGGGCGUCGCGGUAUUUCAACAAGCUGAAGACCACCAUGCCAAUGUUGGAAGUCAAGCUGUACAUCUAUCAACUGUUCCGCUCUCUGGCAUACAUUCAUUCACAAGGCAUCUGUCACCGUGAUAUCAAGCCGCAAAACCUUUUGCUCGAUCCGAGCACUGGGAUUCUCAAACUCUGCGAUUUUGGUUCCGCCAAAAUUCUGAUAGAGAAUGAACCGAAUGUCUCUUAUAUCUGUUCCCGCUACUAUCGUGCGCCAGAAUUGAUCUUUGGCGCCACUAACUACACAACGAAGAUUGAUGUGUGGUCGACGGGUUGUGUCAUGGCUGAAUUGAUGCUUGGGCAGCCACUUUUCCCUGGGGAAUCGGGAAUUGACCAACUCGUCGAAAUUAUCAAAGUGCUAGGUACUCCUACUCGGGAACAAAUUCGUACAAUGAAUCCCAACUACAUGGAGCAUAAGUUCCCUCAGAUCAAGCCUCAUCCAUUCAAUAAGGUGUUCCGGAGAGCCCCCCAUGAGGCUAUUGACUUGAUCUCUGCUUUGCUGGAAUACACGCCAACUCAACGUCUUUCCGCGAUCGAGGCGAUGUGCCACCCGUUCUUCGACGAGCUCAGAGAUCCUAACACGCGACUGCCCGAUUCCCGGCACCCGGGUGGUGCCGUCCGUGACCUUCCCAAUCUUUUCGAUUUCUCCAGACAUGAACUUUCCAUUGCUACCGCACUGAACAGCCGCCUGGUCCCUCCCCAUGCACGCCCUGCGCUCGAGGCUCGCGGACUUGACAUUGAUAACUUCACUCCGCUCACCAAGGAUGAGAUGAUGGCACGUCUUGACUGA